Messenger RNA from Salarias fasciatus (jewelled blenny), 1802 nucleotides. RefSeq names its product bone morphogenetic protein 4 (gene bmp4). Gene Ontology annotation, molecular function: cytokine activity; growth factor activity. Bases 398 to 1609 code for a protein of 403 amino acids. Lineage: Eukaryota; Metazoa; Chordata; Actinopteri; Blenniiformes; Blenniidae. The record is from RefSeq and is a predicted model, not a curated record. The transcript has 4 exons. Gene Ontology annotation, cellular component: extracellular region.
UGGAUCAUUCGGAAAGCCCGGCCGUCCUCUGCGCACCGCCCGCUCCUGCGCUCUGUUGUGGAGACGGAUAGGAAACCCCCGCUGCAGCCGGCCUUCUCCUCCCCAGAAAAAGAAAAGAAAAGAAAAGAAAAGGAUUAAUGAGCCCAAAAGGCAUCCAGCUUCUCCUUUAAGGCUCAUUUCGGCGUUUUUUCGGCGUUACGCCUGGAGUGCCUUACACCUUCCCGGCAGUAUUCACUUCAGUCGAGGAUACCUGGACCUCCACUGAUGGAACAGGGUCACUCCAACGUUCACCUGCAGCCGCCCAACACCACCUAAAAUUUUCUGGAAGAGCGUGUCCAUUGCCUGCUCCCAACAAACAUGGACUGUUUUCCCAUGCUUUAUUUUCUGUCGAGACAUCAUGAUUCCUGGUAAUCGAAUGCUGAUGGUCAUUUUAAUAUGCCAAGUCCUGCUGGGAGAGAGCAACCAUGCCAGUCUGAUACCUGAAGAAGGGAAGAAGAAAGUACCUGGCCUGCCGGGUCGUUCGGCCGCUCAGAGCCAUGAACUGUUGCGGGACUUUGAGGCCACGCUGCUGCACAUGUUCGGCCUCAAAAGGCGGCCCCGGCCCAGCCGCUCGGCCACCGUGCCCCGCUACCUGCUGGACCUCUAUCGGCUGCAGUCUGGCGAGGCCGAGGAGGUCGGAGCGCACGACAUCGCCUUCGAGUACCCGGAGAGGUCGGCGAGCCGAGCCAACACUGUGAGGGGCUUCCACCAUGAAGAGCACAUGGAAAGGGUGCACGAGCUGGACGACAGAGAACCGGUGCCCCUCCGCUUCAUGUUCAACCUGAGCAGCAUCCCCGAAGACGAGCUGCUGUCCUCGGCGGAGCUGAGGCUCUACCGCCGCCAGAUCGACGAGGCCGUCGCCGACGCCCUCUCGGACGACCAGACGCUUCACCGGAUAAACGUGUACGAGGUGCUGAAGCCGCCGCGGCCCGGGCGCCUGAUCACGCAGCUCCUGGACACGCGGCUGGUGCGCCACAACGCGUCGCGCUGGGAGAGCUUCGACGUCAGCCCCGCCGUGCUGCGCUGGACUCGGGAGCGCCUCCCCAACUACGGACUGGCCGUGGAGGUCCUGCACCUCAACCAGACGCCGCGCCACCAGGGCCGGCACGUGCGCAUCAGCCGCUCGCUGCACCCGACGCCCGCCGAGGACUGGGAGCAGAUGCGCCCCCUCCUGGUCACCUUCGGCCACGACGGGAAGGGUCACCCGCUGACCCGCCGGACCAAGCGCAGCCCCAAGCAGCGGGGGCGCAAGCGCAACCGCAACUGCCGGCGCCACGCUCUGUACGUGGACUUCAGCGACGUGGGCUGGAACGACUGGAUAGUGGCGCCCCCCGGCUACCAGGCCUAUUACUGCCACGGGGAAUGCCCGUUUCCCCUCGCAGACCACCUGAACUCGACCAACCACGCCAUUGUUCAGACACUGGUCAAUUCUGUGAACAACAACAUUCCCAAGGCCUGCUGCGUGCCAACUGAGCUCAGCGCCAUCUCCAUGCUCUACCUGGACGAGCACGACAAGGUGGUCCUGAAAAACUACCAGGAGAUGGUAGUCGAGGGCUGCGGCUGCCGCUAGCGCGCAAGAAAGACGGACUUGGACUGGCAACUUGAAAAAAAUGAACGCUCAAACAAAGCAGAAGGUCUUUACUUCCAAAAAUGUUCACAUGGACCCUUAUUUAUAACUUUUAUGAGGUGUAUGUUUGUCUCACUUUUAUUGUUUCUUUGACAGUAUGAUCAUUUAUUUUGACAAAUAUAUAUAUUUAUAUCUA